Molecule: messenger RNA, 1894 nt
Organism: Pelagomonas calceolata
Lineage: Eukaryota; Pelagophyceae; Pelagomonadales; Pelagomonadaceae
Source: the annotation of a GenBank genome assembly
GUGGCCCGUAAAUCAGUCCGAGGCUGCCACAAAACACCAUGCCGCCCACCGCGCGCACCCCGCUCGCCCGCCCGCAGCGACCACAGCGAUGCUGCCCGCGAAAAUUCACGCGCUGCGUAGUAAUAACCGCGGUGUUUGCCGCCAUCUCCCUGCUCUUGGCCUGGGAAGUCAAAUCGGGCGGCGCCUGGGCGCGGCCGUCGACGUGGCGCGACUACACGUCGUCGCACCACAACGCGCGGCUGCGUAGCCUCGAGACGUGGCGCGCGAACGCGACGGCCGAGAUCGCCGCGCUGAAGCGGCGCGACGCCGAGCUCUCGGACCGGAUAAAAGCGCUCGAGGGCGGCGGCGGCGGCGGCGCGUCGUCCUCGAAGAGCCUCGAGGAGCGCCUCGCCAAGGACGAAGCCCAAGAGCAGGCGGACGUCAAGACGCUGCGCAAGGAGACGGACGCGGCCCAGGCCAAAAGCCAGGCCUACACCGACCACCGCGUCGAGGAGUCCGACGCGAAGACGAAGGAACGCGUCGAUGGCGUCGAGGCGGCGCUCGGUCCGCACGGCUGCGUCGCUUAUUGUUCCGAGGCGCCUUCACCCGUUCCUCGAGUAUCGGACCCCCAACCACGAAACCACACAGGCGCGUACCAGGAGGAGGCCGGCAUCGCAAUGGAUAGGGAACGCGACCUCGUCUACCACUGGAUCGCCGGCACGUUCGCUUUAUUAUGCUGCGUGAUCGCGCUGGGGGGCAUCGUCGCGCACGCGCGCGCGCUCGCGCGGCCCGAGGUCCAGCGCAAGAUCCUCGCCUUAUUGUGGAUGCCGCCGAUCUAUGCGUUGUGUUGCUGGUGUUCGCUGCUCUUCCCGCCGUACGCGCCGUUGUUGGCGGUAGGCCGCGACGCGUACGAGGCGUACGCGAUCUGGGUGUUUGUUCGAGGCCGGCGUCCCAUUUUUUUGUAUCGGCGAUCCUUGCGUCGAUGGCGUCAAUGGCCCCGCCGCGCCGCCGCCGCCGGCUCAACGCGCGCAAAACGCAGGUCGCCUUCCUGAUCGCGGUGCUCGGCACGACGUCCAACAGCGACGGCGACACGUCGGCCGCGACGAAGUACGCCGUCGUCGUCGCCAAACUAGAAACGGACGACGCGGCGGGCGAGCACGCGCUGCCGCGCGCCUUCUGCCCGCCCUGCGGCCGCAAGCCGCCUGCCAAGGUGUUCGUGCGGCAGUGCAUGCUCGCGGUGAUGCAGUUCGUUUUGUUGAAGCCGCUGCUGGGCGUGGCGGACUACGCGCUUGGUGUGGCGGCGGACGACGCCAUUGAACGGCACGACUCCAUCAAGUGGGCCGAGCGCGCGAGGUUAGGGAUCUUGGUGCUGCAGAACGUCUCCGUCUCGAUCGCACUGGGCGCGUUACUCAAGGUGUACCACGCGACGGCGUACCGACUACGCGAGCACAACCCCUGGCCCAAGUUCGUCUGCGUCAAGGGCGUGGUGUUUCUGACCUUCUGGCAGGGGACCGUGAUCUGGGCGCUGACGGGCUCGGGCGACACGAAAAAAAUGUUCGCCACGAAGGACGUCGCAGACGCGGUGCAGAACUUCCUGGUCUGCGUCGAGAUGUUCGUGGCCGCCGUCGUGCACUCGUACACGUUCGGCCCCGAGGAGUGGCAGCCGGGCUACGCCGCGGGGCCCGGUCUGGCCGUGAGCGACAACUUCGCGGCCGGCGACUUUUUCAGCGACGUGAAGUACGCCUUCCAGCGGCAGCGCGCGCGGUCCGCGUCGGAUCCGGCCGCGCCGCCGGCGCUCUCGCCCGGGCGUGACGGCGACGGCGACCCGCCCGCCGUCGCGGCAGGCGAUGACGGCGACGACGACGCGGCGGCGUGGACGCGCGGCGGCGACGGCGACGACGACGCGGUGCCUUGA